This is a messenger RNA of Prorocentrum cordatum, 810 nucleotides long. The record is from the annotation of a GenBank genome assembly. Lineage: Eukaryota; Dinophyceae; Prorocentrales; Prorocentraceae.
AUGAUGCCCCGCCUCGCCUCCUGGCGCGCUGCCAAGGCGCAGCGCCCGCUCCUCAACAAGCCCAGAGCCGACAUGACGGCGGCGGCGGCUAAUUGGGGCGUCGCGUGCGACGGGGUAAGCGGAGUCGCGCCCCGCUUCAACCCUGAGGACCUCUCGUGGGACUUCCGGAACUGCCUCCGCUUCUUACUCCGCCAGCGGUUCCACUGGGCGGGCGACAAGCAAGAGUUCGACGCCCAGGUGGUCCGCGAGAUCGGCGGCGACGUGCGGAGCAUGGCCACGGACGCUUCUGCGGCGUGGGCGGCGAGGUUCUUGCAGCUCGCCAUCCAGACCACCACGUUGCACGGCUCCACCACGGUCGGUUUUUUCUCUGUGUCUGGCACCAAGAUGGCCUACUGCCACAUCGGGGACGUGUCCAUCCAGGCAUGGCACAAGUCGGCUCUGACGGGACGCUACGCGCGGCUAUUUAUCACCCGGGACCACCACGUCCGCAUCGCCACGGCUUCAGGCGAGGUGAUCGGUCCGAAGCAGGUCGCGUUUUUGCCUGGCGUGGCCAGGGUUGGCGUUGAUCUGGAGCGCGCCGUGGCACAGGCCGACUACGGCACCGUCAAUUUGAACCCGGGAGACAUCAUCAUCUGUUGCUCCGACGGCAUCGUUGAUAACGUGCCUUACGAGAGCUUCAAGGUCAUACUCACAGGCACCGAUGAUGACGUUCACGCCGCGGCCGACCAGAUGGUCAAGUGCGCGCAGCUGCACGGCGCGCCCAAGCCCGACGACAUCUCGAUCGUGAUCGGCGUCGUCGGGCGCGCGUGA